UACACGGCGGAGCAAACAGAGAAAGCAAAGAGACGGCAGGAGGAAGAGGAGCGCACAGGCACACCUGGGCUUCUAGCCUUCUAGUCCAACACGAGUCCGCGAGUCUUGACGGGUCGGCACAACAAGUCAAUUCUGGUGUUAGGCAUCGCCGUCAUCGGCACGCUGUCUGGACUAGGCAGAGACGCGCCGUCAGCGUGGCGUCCACUCUUUUUUACCACGUCCCCGUCCCAUCCAGUUCCCGGGAAUCAUUCGGAAUCUGCUGCGAUUUUCCUUUCCUCCUCCGGAUUCCUCGACGGCACCGCUAGCAGCGGCGGCGCGAGGCGGCGCUGACCGGGAGUUGCGAUCUUCGCCGCGGGUCUCGGUCCUGCUGCACUGCAGCCGCCCUCCACUCCUCUCCUCCGGGCAUCUCGCCGGAGCACGCACGGUCCGUCCAACCGCAAAGCGAAGCGCGGCCCCUCCUCCGAUUCUGGGCGGAGAUGGAGGCGGUUCUGCAAGCGGGAGAUGCCGAGGACUGGGUCUACAAAGGAGAGGGCGCGGCGAAUCUUAUCCUCAGCUACACUGGCUCAUCCCCUUCCAUGCUUGGCAAGGUACUGCGGGCCAAGAAGAUCCUAAAUGACAAGGCACAACCAGCACCAAAUUGUGUAGUCUUCUCAAGUUUUGAGCAACUUCUGUGGGGAGAGAUACCAGAAUUGGUUGAGUCUGUUAAACAGGAUUUGUUGCCACAAGCCUAUGCAGUACACGUCAUGAGCCAACAUCUCGGUGCCAAUCACGUUGAUGGUGGGGUUCGUGUCCGUGUGUCUAAGGAUUUCUUGGAGAUCGUUGGAAAGAAUGUGCUCAGUGCCCGUCCUACUUGGCGAGUGAAUGCAAGUGCAAUUGAUACUAGCGCUGAUUCUGCUCUACUAAUAUCCGACCACUCCUUGUUUUCUGGAAAAUCUAGAGGUAGCAGUUGCAUCGCUGUGGAGAUAAAGGCCAAAUGUGGGUUUCUUCCAUCGUCAGAAUAUAUAUCAAAGGAAAACUCUAUUAAAAAACAAGUAACACGAUAUAAGAUGCAUCAACACCUCAAAUUUCAUCAGGGGGAGGUAUCGAAGACAAGUGAGUAUGAUCCUCUUGAUCUAUUUUCUGGAUCAAAAGAAAGAAUACACACGGCCAUCAAGUCAUUUUUCUCGACUCCUCAGAACAAUUUCAGGAUUUUUGUGAAUGGCUCCUUAGUUUUUGGUGGCAUGGGAGGUGGUGCAGAUAAGGUCCAUCCUAAUGAAACAGAAAAGUGUCUUGAAGAUCUGAGCAAGGUUAGUGGUCUUCAGCUUUCUGACUUUAUUGAGCUCCUGUCAGAGGCAAUAUAUAAAUCUGGAGUAUUGGAUAAACUUUUGGCCACUCAAAAACUGGAUGAUCAUGACAUCGAAGGGGCAAUUCAUCUGUAUUACAAUAUCACUUCUCAGCCUUGUUUGGUCUGCAAAAAUAUAAGUGAUGCUGAGCUCUUGCGCAAGUACGCAGUGUUGCAUUCUCUUUCUUUGGACAAGAGCUGUAAGAUUAUCAGGGACUUCCUUAUUUCUGCUACUGCAAAGGACUGUAGCCUAAUGAUGAGCUUUCAGCCAAGAGAGUGUGAAAAAACAGAUUCCGAGUAUGAUUCAGUAUUUCUUGAGUCAGUGAACCGGAUCUAUGAUUACAAGGCGAAUUUUGUUGAUCUGGAUGUGAAACCUCUGGAUAAGAUGGUACAUUAUUUCAAAUUGGACCAAAAGAUAGUCAAUUUCUACACUAAACAUGGGGAGGUUGGGCGAAUUGCAUGUGAUUCUUCAAAGGGGGGUGGCAGCACUGAUAGCACAAAAGUUCAGCCACAACAUUGAGGAGCUCCUUUUUCAAUCCUCAGGAGUGGAAGAUUGCUCCCUGUUGUUUCUUGCGGUUGUUGUAACUUCGGAAGUACGGCUCCAAUGUUGAGGAACUCUUCCCUUUGGUUGGGAAAAAAGUGCAGUGAAGUGGUCGUUGUUGUGUGUUUGUAGCUUUACGAGUACAGCGUACAUACAGGUGGCUUGUCGCAUCAGAAAAUUUAAGAAAACAUCGAGAUGUAUUACAGAAUACUUAUGGCGGUAACCACAUUUGUAAUACUUGCAGUGGUAAUGAGGGCUAAAGUUUGCCUUUAUAUACCCAUGCCAUCAGCCUCCUUCAUCUAAUUUCUCCGGUGCAGCAGUGUUCAGUGAAAUUGGCAUCUGCCCCUUCUGAAUU
This is a messenger RNA of Brachypodium distachyon (stiff brome), 2217 nucleotides long. RefSeq names its product inositol-pentakisphosphate 2-kinase IPK1. Gene Ontology annotation, cellular component: nucleus. The coding region runs from base 477 to 1841 and encodes 454 amino acids. Gene Ontology annotation, molecular function: inositol-1,3,4,5,6-pentakisphosphate 2-kinase activity; ATP binding. Gene Ontology annotation, biological process: inositol phosphate biosynthetic process. The record is from RefSeq and is a predicted model, not a curated record. The transcript is spliced from 8 exons. NCBI's taxonomy places the organism in Eukaryota, Viridiplantae, Streptophyta, Magnoliopsida, Poales, Poaceae.